Molecule: messenger RNA, 891 nt
Organism: Colius striatus (speckled mousebird)
Lineage: Eukaryota; Metazoa; Chordata; Aves; Coliiformes; Coliidae
Product: carboxymethylenebutenolidase homolog
Exons: 6
Coding region: 73-810 (245 amino acids)
Molecular function (GO): hydrolase activity
Source: RefSeq, a predicted model, not a curated record
UCUUUCGGGAUCACAUUCAGCGAUAACCAUCCACGCUGAGCUCCUGCAACUUACUGUGCUACAGGAUCACACAUGGCUAACGAAUCGAGGCCCUGCCCAUGUGAUAUUGGAGACAAAUUUGACUAUGGAGGCCGUGGGCAGGAAGUACAAGUUGAGCACAUCAAAGCUUAUGUUUGCAAAGCACCUGCCAGCACUGAUAAAGCUGUGAUUGUGAUUCAUGAUAUCUUUGGAUGGCAACUCCCAAACACCAGAUAUAUAGUUGAUAUGCUUGCAACUAAUGGAUACACAGCCAUCUGCCCAGACUUUUUUGUGGGACAAGAAGCUUGGAACCUUUCUAAUGACUGGGCUGCUUUUGAUGAGUGGCUGAAAACCCGACAGGCCAACAAAAUAGACAAAGAAGUUGAUGCUGUCCUGAAGUAUCUAAGGGAACAAUGUGGUGCAAAGAAGAUCGGUGUCAUUGGGUUUUGCUGGGGUGGAGCAGCAGUUCAACAUCUAAUGCUGAAGAACCCUCAUUUAAAGACAGGGGUGUCUGUCUAUGGAGUGAUCAAGUUCUUUGACAACGGACUCAAUUUGCUUCAUCCCACCUUCUUCAUUUUUGGUGAAAAGGAUGAAAUCAUCCCGUUGGAGCAGGUCACUGACCUGGAGCAGAAACUUAAACAAAGCUGCAAAGUGGAUUAUGAAGUUAAAGUCUACCCUGGACAGACGCAUGGGUUUGUACAUCGCAAAAGAGAAGCUAUCAACCCUCAAGAUAAACCUUUCAUUGAGGAAGGAAGAAAGGAUAUGAUCAACUGGCUGAAUAAAUAUCUUUAGCAUAAAUAAAUGCCUGUAAAACAAACCAAUUGUUGUAGGGAAUCAGAAAAUAACACAGAUUCCGUUGAUUAAAGUGCUCUU